This is a messenger RNA of Ascoidea rubescens DSM 1968, 1920 nucleotides long. RefSeq lists its product as uncharacterized. NCBI's taxonomy places the organism in Eukaryota, Fungi, Ascomycota, Saccharomycetes, Ascoideales, Ascoideaceae. The transcript has a single exon. The record is from RefSeq and is a predicted model, not a curated record. Bases 166 to 1692 code for a protein of 508 amino acids.
GGACAUCAAUAUAGACAGAGAGCUAAAAUUGGUGGUUUGAGUCAAAGACAUCAAAAAUCAAAAAAUGAUUUGAUCCGCACCACUAAUUUCGGCCCAUUUCAAAUACCAACUAGGUAAAAAAACAUUUUAUCAGAACUGAAAUGCUCCAAUUUGAUCAAAGAUAUAAUGACUGGAGCGAAUAAACACCAGCUAGAGGAGCACAAUAGAAACCAUAAAAGAGCAAAGCUAUCUCAAAAGGUCAAGGUUUUAGAUUUCAUCAAAGAAAACCCAAAUUAUUCAUUGAGGGGGAUAGUUGAUCAUUUUUUUGGAAACAACUGUGAUUUCAAAUUAUCAAAGAGCACAAUAUAUGAUUGGAUUAAAAGUGAAGAAAUACUAAGGAAAAGAUUUGAAAGUUUUGAAGGAAUCACAAAUCAAAGAAGAGUUAGUCAUUCCAAUUUUAAGUAUCCUGAGAUCAAUAAACAAUUGUUUCAAAUUAUAAACAUUUUAUUGAUUGUAAAUGUAAAUUUAACAGAAAAUUUAUUCAAAAAAAUAUGGAAACUUAUUGCUUUUAAUAACAAAGAUUUUUAUGGUAUAUCUGACGAUUAUAUAAAUAAUGGGCCACCAAAGGGUUAUUUAUAUCGAUUUAAAUCGAAAUUCAAUUUAAAAUUCAUUAAAAUUCCAAAUGAAUUGAAAAAUCUAAUUAAUAAUAAUAAUUUAUAUUACGACGAGGAUAAUAACGAUGUUGUUGCAUUAAUUAAUUUUGCUGAAAAAGUGGAUCAAAUUAUUAAACUAAAAUUGCCUGAUUUAAAUUUCAAAGAUCUUUAUAUACAUGAUAAUGAUUUUGCUGAUAUUGAAAACAAUCAAAAGAAUAUAAUUAAUAGCAAUAAAUUGAAUCCAAUAAGCAAAAAAAGAACAAACAUCAAACAAAUAAAGGAUUCUAGCAUUCAUCGAAGUAUUCAGAUUAAGAAUAUCGAAAAUAAAAUCAAUAAUAAUCAUAAUAAUAUUGAAAAUGAUAACGAAAACAAUGUAGUUAAUCAAAUCAUCGACUAUAAUGAUUUGGAAAAUAUUGCACCUCAAUUACAUUCAAAUAGUGAUAAUUCAUCAAUGUAUUUGUACAAUUCAAUUUCCCACAAUUCCAUUAAUAUGGAUAAUAUAAGUAAUUUACAAAAUAUAAAUAUGAAUGAUAUAAACAAUAUAAACAAUAUAAAUAAUAUAAAUAACUUAAGCAAUAUAGAUCAUAUGAAUAGUUCUAAUAUUGAUAAUAGCUUACUACUAGCUGCUGCUGUUAUGGAAGACAACAUGAGUAUUAAUGAUGACAAUCUAAAUAACAGUCAUGUAAUUUUGACAAAUAAAAUUGAAAAUAAAAAAAUAUUUGAGCAAUCAAGUUCUGAUAAUAAAAAUAAUGAUCAAUUACAGCUUCAAGCAAAUGUGAACCAUGAUAAUAGUGAUAGUGAUCGUGAUGAUGGUGAUCACCAUAAUGAUAUAAACAGCAGUGUUGAAAAUAAUACUCAAACCAAUGUCAACAAUCGUGAAGAAAAAAAUCUGAAUACUCACAAUAUUUCUAAUAAAGUGAAUUAUGAAGAGGUGUUUGAGGCUUUAAAAAUAUUAGAAAAAUUCCAUCAAAAUCAUUUAUAUUAUGAAAACAGCUUCAGAUUAUUUCUAAAUUAUUCAAAAGUCUUCAAUAAAGAAAUUUUAGACCAUAUAAACAAAUAGGUAAUUAAAUAGAUAAAUGAAAAACCAAUUUAAUCAGAGCUAGCACAACCUCUGCAACCGCAGUUUACACAUUUUGUAGAGUUUUUAUCAUCAGUCAAAUUUGCCUUUGGAACCCUACAAAUACAUGUAAAGCCAUUAUUAUUGUCAUUACUCAUUAUACAUCUCAAGCAACAUAAAUUUUCAUAUCCUUUUUUUUUCCAUUUUGCAAUUAAAUGCAAAUCAGCAAAU